AUGUUUCUUGUUGAUUGGUUUUAUGGAAUUCUGGCAUCACUGGGUCUGUGGCAAAAGGAGGCGAAGAUUUUAUUCCUAGGGUUAGAUAAUGCUGGGAAGACCACUUUGCUUCACAUGCUCAAAGACAAGAGAUUAGCUCAGCAUCAACCUACUCAAUUUCCAACUUCGGAGGAGUUGAGUAUUGGGGGGAUAAAAUUCAAGGCCUUCGAUUUGGGUGGUCACCGGAUUGCUCGCAGGGUCUGGAAGGACUAUUACGAAACGGUGGAUGCUGUAGUCUACCUAGUUGACGCUUUUGACAAGGAAAGAUUUCCAGAAACAAAGACAGAGCUGGAUGCUCUUCUUUCUGAUGACUCACUAGCAAAUACACCUUUCCUUAUCUUGGGAAACAAGAUCGACUUGCCUUAUGCUGCCUCAGAGGAUGAGUUAUGUUAUUAUAUGGGUCUGUCUGACUUUACUACAGGCAAGGGCAAGGGCAAGGUGAACCUGGCUGAUUCCGGUAUCCGUCCUAUGGAGACCUUCAUGUGCAGUAUUGUCCGCAAGAUGGGAUAUGGUGAAGGCUUUCAGUGGCUCUCUCGGUACAUUAAAUAGGGAAAUCAAAUAG
Molecule: messenger RNA, 601 nt
Organism: Gastrolobium bilobum
Lineage: Eukaryota; Viridiplantae; Streptophyta; Magnoliopsida; Fabales; Fabaceae
Product: GTP-binding protein SAR1A-like
Exons: 3
Coding region: 1-588 (195 amino acids)
Biological process (GO): vesicle organization; intracellular protein transport; endoplasmic reticulum to Golgi vesicle-mediated transport
Cellular component (GO): COPII vesicle coat; endoplasmic reticulum exit site
Molecular function (GO): GTPase activity; GTP binding
Source: RefSeq, a predicted model, not a curated record